This is a messenger RNA of Brassica oleracea var. oleracea, 679 nucleotides long. RefSeq lists its product as uncharacterized. Bases 53 to 511 code for a protein of 152 amino acids. Gene Ontology annotation, molecular function: microtubule binding. Lineage: Eukaryota; Viridiplantae; Streptophyta; Magnoliopsida; Brassicales; Brassicaceae. Gene Ontology annotation, biological process: mitotic cell cycle; cell division; chromosome segregation. Gene Ontology annotation, cellular component: outer kinetochore; spindle microtubule. The record is from RefSeq and is a predicted model, not a curated record. The transcript has 5 exons.
CGGGAAAAUUAGAUAAAAACCCUAAGAGAGAGAACGCGAAAGAGGGAAGGAGAUGAGUCAUCAUCACCACCACCACCACCACCAAGCCGUCGAUAAUCUUAUCAAUGUAUUCGCGAGAGCCUCUCGUGAUCUCGAUGCUGUCCAUUUCAAGCUCGACAAGGAGUUCCAGCAGACUUACCCAGAAAACGCGAAUCCGAUGAAGCUGAUUCAGAGAAUCAAGAAGCUGCAGGAAGAUGUGACUUUCCUCAAAGACCAAUGCCUUGAGCUUUUGUCUGCUAAACAGGAUUUGAUUGACAAGGCGCAGACAACACUUGUUGGUAACUACAACCUUAUUCAGAAAAUAAAUGCGGCCUUGGGAGAAUCAGCAAAUGGCGAUGCGUUGGCUGAUUUUAACCAGAUAAUUGAGGAGUGGACAAUGCAAGUUAGGUCAAGAACAGUGGGAGAAACAGAGGAGCCAGAUAAAGAAGACAUUAAUAAGUUGCUUUUCUCAGCUAUUGUUCAUAACAAUUGAGGAUGUUCAUGGUUAUGUUCAGAGUUGCACGGCUUCUGCAGAUUAUGUAAACUGUGCUUUGGAUUGUGUGCCUAAUAUCACUAUAUCAUUUUACAAUUUAACAUUACAUGAACUAUCCCGUUGUGCUUUAAAAUUUGGUAUUCAUUUUGGUCGUUUCGUUUAGGUAGA